GUCUUGGAAUUACAGUACACUGGCUUCUAUCUCUCAGCUAUAAUUUUAGAUGCGCCUGAUAUCCUUCAAGGUUGAAGGGGAAUUCCACAAAUGUCGAAUCCUGAUCUUCGUAAUAAUAAUAAGUGACGGUUUACUAGAAGCAUUUAGUAGUAUGCCUAAAGCUAUCAUAUGAUGCCAGUGACCAGCCAAUUCAUAUCCAUAGUACUGGUUCCGGCCACGUACCAGUGAUAGAUUCCGCUGAUAAACGCCGCGAUUUACUAGUCAGGGUAUAAUUAUCAACCUCAUAUAGACGGAAGGCACUGACCGGGUCGAAGGUAGGCCGAGUCACUCUUUUCUCUUCCAAAUUCUUCCUCCCAGGCCAGCAACGAUGUCUAUCAAUCCACCAUCUAUACUCCAUCCAGUGUUCAAUGCCGCUCAGCCGUUUCCCCCACUUCCUGAUAUCAACAAGGACAGCAUUCGGACGCAGGUGUUUACACAUCGCUCAUAUUACGGACGCCCGAAUCAUGUAUUCGAGGAUCAACCACAGGACCCGAGCUGUGGUCUGGUCGUGACCGAGCUUCUCCUGGAUAUGUACCCCAACUUGCGCGUUGGGCCAUCUACGAAAAUCCGAGCCCUGGUCGUAGGCAACUCCACCCUUGCCGACAUCUCGCGCAUGUACGACCUACCAAGAAGAUUGCGUCUGCAUCCUGCGCAGGCAAUUACCUUGCGCGCUUCCUCCUACGUGGGCGGGCUCUAUCUCGAGCAGGAUCUGCUGGGAGUCGAGCCCUGGUUGAAAGCCCUGUUUACGCCUUACGCGACUGAGGCUUACAAACGUGUACGGGAGCAACAUCGUCUCCCGCCCAUUCCGACGACUGCUCUUGUCGCGCCUGAUUCAGUUCUGUCCUCACCCCCACCUUCGCCCCCUCACCCCCGCCCCUGCACUACCUCCACGACCAUAGGCCAUCUCGCGCUGUUCAAUCAGCAGCUCCAGAAGGCCAACAGGAUAGUCGAGUGGAUCUACGCAGACGGGACUGGUGAAGGCACGAAGACGACUCCAAUUUGGCUCGUCAGGUGCGAAGUAGAUGGAGAAAUUUACGGUUGCGGACAAGGUGGGACCAAGAAAGCCGCCCGAAACGAAGCUGCCAAAGAGGGUCUGAAGAAGAUGGGCAUCGAAGUCUGACAAUGGCUGAGGCGGGCUUUCAGCACUGUCUCUCCAGACUCGCGCUGGCUGGAGAUCUAUUCUUCUAUUGGUGGCAUCGUCGGCCUGCGCCAGUGUGUAGAGGUUGUGUAUGAGACGUUGCGUCAAUGCGUCAACAUGAAUGUGAAUUGCUUCUCAAUCGUCUCGAUUUCUUGAUUCUUGAUUUUGGCUUUUCGCACUAUCCAGUUUUAUGAAAGGGGCUGGAUCGAACGAGAGUGUCCAUACAUAUAUAUGCGAAAUGGUCUACUAUUAGUUUAUCGUCUUGUACUUUGCUGUAGAAGUUUUUCAUCAAUGUUAUUGUGCUUUCGACUUUUGAUAACUUA
Molecule: messenger RNA, 1500 nt
Organism: Suillus fuscotomentosus
Lineage: Eukaryota; Fungi; Basidiomycota; Agaricomycetes; Boletales; Suillaceae
Product: ribonuclease III
Exons: 8
Coding region: 368-1159 (263 amino acids)
Biological process (GO): RNA processing
Molecular function (GO): ribonuclease III activity
Source: RefSeq, a predicted model, not a curated record